AUGGUGCCAAUGGAUGACAGCUACAAUGGAUGGCGAUGUUUUAUUCUCCCCUUUGCCUGCGCCGACGGGAUGGUCAUGGAUGCCGUGUCCGCCGUGUCCGCCUUUCAUAUUUGUGAAAAGGGUGGCCGCCACCGCGAUCACCGACCCGAUAAAUUUUAUGCCAAGGUCAUCUCAGGACUACGAAGCAGGAGUACCCUAAAAGAAUGUGACCUGGAAACAAGACAGUCCGUGUUCCUUGCGAUCAUAGUCUUGUUGGUGGGUGUCAUGGUCAACGGAUCCUCCGACUUUCCGAUCCUGUUCUACAUGUUGCAGUCUGCGCUUGAGGCUGUCGGCGGGGAAAGCGGGCUUGGAGAUGGAGAAUUGACAAGGUUUCUGAUGCGCCAGAUCCGCAAAAUGCGAGUCUACGCAGCACCAUUACUCAGCCAGGAAGCCGGGGUACAGACAAUCCUGUCCUCGGCCCAGAAAAGCUUUGAUUGCUUGUACUUCAAUUCAGGUCUGCAUCCAGAUCACUCGUCAACAUUCGAUCUCAUUGUCGGCCUCCGACAGCAAGCCUAUGACAUAUACCUACAGCGGGCCAUGCUGGGACGCCGGAAUAUACGGCAUGUGGACCGCAUCGGACGCUUCAUAGAUACACUGCAGUCACUUCCAGAUACGGCUCCGGGCCAGCAUACCCUUAUCUGGCCAUCAUUUAUUGCGGCUUCGGAAAGCUGCCUGCCCGAGCACCAACUCUUCUUCAAGCAAUUCCUCGAGAAACAGUACCUUUUGAACGGUUUUUCCAAUAUCCUGAAAGCUCUCACCUUGCUGGAACGAAUAUGGGCUUCAGAAAACAGCGAUUCAUGGCCCUCCUUGCUCCCAGAGUCUCGAGUAUUUGUUAUGUAG
This is a messenger RNA of Aspergillus steynii IBT 23096, 879 nucleotides long. RefSeq lists its product as uncharacterized. Bases 1 to 879 code for a protein of 292 amino acids. The record is from RefSeq and is a predicted model, not a curated record. Lineage: Eukaryota; Fungi; Ascomycota; Eurotiomycetes; Eurotiales; Aspergillaceae. The transcript is spliced from 2 exons.